Ciona intestinalis (vase tunicate) is the source of this 1110-nucleotide messenger RNA. RefSeq names its product U6 snRNA phosphodiesterase 1-like. The record is from RefSeq and is a predicted model, not a curated record. Gene Ontology annotation, cellular component: nucleus. Lineage: Eukaryota; Metazoa; Chordata; Ascidiacea; Phlebobranchia; Cionidae. Gene Ontology annotation, biological process: U6 snRNA 3'-end processing. Gene Ontology annotation, molecular function: 3'-5'-RNA exonuclease activity.
CAAGAACAAUCUUUGAUUUUAUUUUGAAGAUAUUUGAUAAGUGAACAAUGAACUCGCUAGAAAUGCUUGGAGAGUACAGUAGUAGUUCUGAUGAGGAAUCAAUUUCAAUCAGUAAAACUAAUACUGCGAGCUCUCAAAAGUCAAAGCUGGUUGUCCCGGACGCAAUAUGUGCUUUGUAUGCCACAGAACAAACGGAGCACAACGAUCCGACCAAACAUCAGGGACGUGUAAGAUCUUUUCAACAUGUGAAAGGAAAUUGGGCCACUUUCCUUUACAUUCCUUACCCCAAUCCCCAUUGUAAUGAGCUGAGAUCUUACGUUGAAGAUUUGUUGCAAUUUCAAGGCUUAGAUCAUUGGAAAAUAGUUGAUGAUUUCCACCUGAGCGUGUCUCGAACUUCUGCGAUUCCACAUCAUUUUAUUGAACCUCUUGUUGAGGGAAUUCAAGGCUGUGCCCAGAAAUUGUCUCCAGUUAUUUUAAAUUUUUCUUGUGAUUUGAAAUUUUAUGUCAAUGAUGAAAAGACAAGAUCUUUUUGUGGAUUUGAGGUCACAUCACCUUUCAUUCUUGCCAAGUUACAGACCCUUGUGGACCACAUAAACAAACCAUUAAAAGAUUACAAGUGCGACAGCUAUUAUGAGAACCCUUCCUUCCACAUAAGUAUAUCUUGGACACUUGGAAAUAUCUUUGAACAAAAUUGGAAAAAGCAGCUUGAGAUAUUUCAGACCCAUUGGUCCGAAGUGUUCAUUGAAUCACCAGAGUUAUUUUCUUUUGAAGCAAAUAAUUUAGUUUGUAAAUGUGGAAAUCGACUUUUCACGUUUGAAAUAAGCUACAAAUCUUGACCAGGCACAUAUAGGCUAUGCAUGAUUUAAACCAAUCAUACUACUAUAGAAACACGUUAUACAAGUUCUGAAAUUAAAGAUCUUCAGUACAAAAUUGAAGCUGCUUAUGUAUAUCAUAUUAUCCUUGUGUUUUACUUUAAUAACAAUAACACUCAUCUAUUUGUUUCUGUGUACUUCUUUUAAACAAUCUUCAGUAAAUAAAGCUGAUUAAAUUUGUUUUCUUUUUCACUGACUAUAUCAACACAAAAUCUCAACGAAAUAAAUUUAUUUUUUC